CUUUUGCCAAGGUGGUGCGAGCUGGAAAUCAAAGCCCAAAACACUCUUUUGUUUAUACCCAUUUCUUCCGAACCGCGAAGAAAGCAAAAAAUCGAAAAGCAGAACCACAACACAACACACACACUCACACAUAUAAAUACAAAUCUAAAAGGCCGCAGACGAAAACGAACACAUAAAAAAAAAAAAAAGCACAAUACUAAUAGUUGUAGUAAUAGAAAGAGAGAUAGAUAAUAAUAUACUCCAUUUCCAUAUAUCACAUAACAAAACAAAAAAAAACGUACAAACCCAACCCCUCCUCUUCUCCGUCCCUCCCCAUCGAAACGCAAAAACCCUAAAACAAUUUGAAUAUGAGGAAAUGAGAGGAGCAUGGGUAGGGAGCACGGAACGAGCGUUCAACCUUGGGGCACGUUAGAGGACCUCCUGUUAGCGUGCGCCGUUAUCCGUCACGGCACAGCCAGCUGGGACUCCAUCGCCAUGGAACUUCAGAACCGGAGCUCCUCCUCCUCCUCCUCCGCCGCUACAGCCGCCACCGCCACCGCCAUGCUCGGUAUCACUCCUCUGUACUGUAAGGACAAGUUCGACGACCUUAAACGACGGUUCAUGGCUCGAAACGACGACGAAUCGGGUCGCAUCGCGGAGGAGCUGCGUCGGAUUCGGGUCGAGGAGCUUAAGCGCGAGGUCCGACGACGCGACGACUCGAUCGUGUCGUUGGAGUUGAAGCUUAAGAGGUUGAAGGAGGAGAGAGACCGGAGUUUGAAAGAGGAGGCGGAGAACGUCGAUCUGAAGAAAGAUCUCGAAGGUGACGCCGGAGAAACAACUCCGUUGCCAGAGAAUCUCGCCGUGUCCGGCGAUAUGUCCGACGAUAAAGAGAAUCGCUCGUUCAACGAGUCAAAUUCGACGACUCAAAAAGGCGAGGGUCAAGCCCGAAACGACGCCGCAAAAGUCCAAAUUAGACCCGAACCGGAGAGAAACGAACCGGAUCCGGGUCGAACCGAGUCGAGCCCGGUCUUGAACGGUAAGGUGGACGCAAAUGAAAAUGAAAUACAAGACGACGAUGACGACGCAGGUGAGAAGAGAAAACUUGUAGGAGGGAUUAUGAUUAAGCCGAGUCGGGCGGGUCGACUCAGCGAGUCGAACGAGGGAUUGGAAUCGGUCGGUGAGUCGAAGCGGGAAAAGGAAACGGCUUCUAAGCAAAGCAGUGACGUACAAAGCUCAGCGAGCUUGUCAAGAAAGAAACGGCGUCGUAAGGUCAGUUCAAGUGGUGGUGGAAGUAGCAGCGGCGAGGAGCCCGAGGUUGAUGAGGUGUCUCCCGCCACAAAACGUGUCUCAGCCGUCAAAUCUGAGCCCUUGAUCAAGCUCCUUGGAAUCAUUCGGUCGCAUCGGCUCGGCUCGGUUUUCGAGCGCCGGCUUCGGAGCCAGGAAUCCGAAAGGUACAAAAACUUGAUUCGGCAACACAUGGAUCUCGGAACGGUUCAAUCCAGGCUUGACAGAGGUGUGUACGCGGAUAACAUACACAAGUUCUUUCGUGAUCUCCUGCUCAUAUUCAACAAUGGUGUCAUGUUUUUCCGUAAAAGUUCGCCCCAGCACGUUGCAGCCCAAGAUCUCCGAGCUCUAGUACGCAGGGAGCUGAGAAAUAAGCUCCGAAAACCCCAACCCCAACCCCGGAAGACAGUGAAACUUGAACCCAAACAUGAACCGGACUCACUUUCGAAACCCAAUAAUAAGCCCUCUACCGCUACCUUGGUGGCAUGCGGGAAACGCAGUUCUAUGAAAGUACUAACCGAAGGUGCUAGUAGAAAAGAAGAUAAAAGAGAGAAAGUGGUGGUUGGGGAGAAACCAAAUGUUGUUAUUAAUCAGAAGAAGAAUGAAGGUACUUUUAUUAAGGUUAGUGGGGAGGAGAAGCAGGGUAUAAGGAGGAAAAGGACUAGAGAAAGACAGGGUCGGAGAAGCAGGAGAACAAACAAUAAUAAAGGUGGUGGUGAAAUAAAACAUGAAUUCGGUGGGAAUGUGCUCAGCUCUCAUGACGCUUUGGAGUUGAUUAAGUUAGAGAAGAAGAAGGAAAGCGCGGUGAAGAAGAAGAAGCAAGGCGCGGCGAGCUUCUUGAAAAGAAUGAAGCAGAAUUCGCCAAGUGAUCAAGUGACGGAGGAUACUGAUGAUGUUUCCGAAGAUGAUAGCAUUGAGAGUAAAGGUGAGAAGGAGGAGGAGGAGGAGGAGAAGAAGAGGAGGGGUAGGAAGAAUGAAGGGAGGGGGGAGAGGGUUACGCGGAGUUCUACAGGUGGGAGAGGGACGAAAGAGGAGAAUGCAAAGGCGAAAAGAGGGGUUGGGAGGCCGCCAAAGAGGCCGGAGACAGUGACCGUGGCGGCAGCUUCGGGGAAGAGGGGGAGAGAUAAUAGUGAGUCGGAGGUGGUGGGAAGUGCAAGCAGCAGGUCAAGGAAACGUCCAAGAAGAUGAUGGUGGUUGUUGUAUAAUGUACAUUACAUAGUGCAUGUGUGUUAAUUGGCCUUUUGUUUUGUUGCCAAAGUUGUGUUUUUAUAGCAUACCCGAAAGAAAGGGAAAGAGUCAACAGAGAGAUAGGGAGAGAGAGAGAGAGAGAUUGUGAACUUGUAGAAUGUUUGUGGCAGCCAUUGCAUAUACACAGGCACGUAGAGGUGGUAGCAA
Molecule: messenger RNA, 2658 nt
Organism: Quercus robur (English oak)
Lineage: Eukaryota; Viridiplantae; Streptophyta; Magnoliopsida; Fagales; Fagaceae
Exons: 3
Coding region: 367-2451 (694 amino acids)
Molecular function (GO): protein binding
Source: RefSeq, a predicted model, not a curated record